This is a messenger RNA of Carcharodon carcharias (great white shark), 1554 nucleotides long. Lineage: Eukaryota; Metazoa; Chordata; Chondrichthyes; Lamniformes; Lamnidae. The record is from the annotation of a RefSeq genome assembly.
GUGGCAAUUAAUCGAUGACUAUUUUCUACAAACCACAAAGAUAUUGGUACCCUUUAUUUAAUUUUUGGUGCAUGAGCAGGAAUAGUGGGAACAGCCCUAAGCCUUUUAAUCCGUGCCGAGCUGGGUCAACCAGGUUCCCUCCUCGGAGAUGACCAGAUUUAUAAUGUUAUUGUGACCGCCCAUGCCUUCGUAAUAAUCUUCUUCAUGGUAAUGCCCAUCAUAAUUGGGGGUUUUGGGAAUUGACUAAUCCCAUUAAUAAUUGGUGCCCCGGACAUAGCCUUCCCCCGAAUAAAUAACAUAAGCUUCUGACUCCUUCCCCCUUCCUUUUUACUACUCCUAGCUUCAGCCGGAGUUGAAGCAGGAGCCGGCACUGGUUGAACAGUCUACCCUCCCCUGGCCGGUAAUUUAGCACACGCAGGAGCAUCCGUUGACCUGGCUAUCUUCUCCCUUCACCUAGCAGGUAUUUCCUCAAUCUUGGCCUCAAUUAACUUUAUUACAACUAUCAUCAAUAUGAAACCCCCAGCAAUCUCCCAAUACCAAACACCCCUGUUCGUAUGAUCCAUCUUAGUAACAACCAUCCUUCUUCUCCUAGCCCUUCCAGUGCUCGCAGCCGGCAUCACAAUGUUACUUACUGACCGAAAUCUAAACACAACAUUCUUUGAUCCAGCAGGAGGAGGAGACCCUAUUCUCUACCAACAUCUUUUCUGAUUUUUUGGUCACCCUGAAGUCUACAUUCUCAUCCUUCCUGGUUUUGGUAUAAUCUCCCAUAUUGUGGCUUAUUAUUCUGGUAAAAAAGAACCAUUUGGUUAUAUAGGAAUGGUUUGGGCAAUAAUAGCAAUUGGCCUACUUGGGUUUAUUGUCUGAGCCCACCACAUAUUUACCGUGGGAAUGGACGUUGAUACACGGGCCUACUUUACCUCAGCAACGAUAAUUAUUGCUAUCCCCACAGGUGUAAAAGUCUUCAGCUGAUUAGCUACCCUUCAUGGAGGCUCAGUUAAAUGAGAAACCCCCUUACUAUGGGCUCUCGGAUUCAUUUUCCUAUUUACAGUAGGGGGUUUAACAGGAAUUGUCCUAGCUAACUCUUCUCUCGAUAUUGUUCUCCACGAUACUUACUAUGUAGUAGCCCACUUUCACUAUGUUCUUUCAAUAGGGGCAGUAUUUGCUAUCAUGGCAGGCUUUAUCCACUGAUUCCCAUUAAUAACGGGUUACACACUCCAUUCAACCUGAACAAAAAUCCAAUUCGCAGUUAUGUUUAUUGGGGUAAAUUUAACAUUCUUCCCUCAACACUUCCUAGGCCUCGCCGGUAUGCCACGACGUUACUCAGACUACCCAGACGCUUACACUUUAUGAAAUACAGUUUCCUCUAUUGGCUCUUUAAUCUCACUUGUAGCAGUAAUUAUACUAUUAUUUAUUAUUUGAGAAGCAUUCGCCUCAAAACGAGAAGUUCUGUCUGUUGAGCUACCCCACACAAACGUUGAAUGACUCCAUGGUUGCCCCCCACCCUAUCACACAUACGAAGAACCAGCGUUUGUUCAAGUCCAACGAAACCUUUAA